AUGGCGGUGCGAGCACCCGCAACAACUGUUGUUUCGACUGAAAAAUCUCUGACUACAGAGGCUUGCAAAUUGACAGAUGAAAGCGCUGCUGCUCUAUCUGCAGCAUUGCCAAAUGUAAAACUUACUCAACUUUGCGAACUUUAUGAUAGGAUUUAA
Molecule: messenger RNA, 156 nt
Organism: Plasmopara halstedii
Lineage: Eukaryota; Oomycota; Peronosporomycetes; Peronosporales; Peronosporaceae
Exons: 2
Coding region: 1-156 (51 amino acids)
Source: RefSeq, a predicted model, not a curated record